Colletotrichum karsti is the source of this 2127-nucleotide messenger RNA. RefSeq names its product dihydrofolate synthetase. Gene Ontology annotation, molecular function: tetrahydrofolylpolyglutamate synthase activity; ATP binding; dihydrofolate synthase activity. Lineage: Eukaryota; Fungi; Ascomycota; Sordariomycetes; Glomerellales; Glomerellaceae. The record is from RefSeq and is a predicted model, not a curated record. Gene Ontology annotation, cellular component: cytosol; mitochondrion; cytoplasm. Bases 1 to 2127 code for a protein of 708 amino acids. The transcript is spliced from 3 exons. Gene Ontology annotation, biological process: folic acid-containing compound biosynthetic process.
AUGGCCUCCAUCAAAGGCAUCAGCCUCGGCCUCCACCGCAUCUCGAGGGCUCUCGAGGGCGUUCCCCAGAAAUGGGACGCAAUCCAUGUCGCCGGCACCAAUGGCAAGGGCUCGACUUGCACCUACCUCUCCGCCCUAUGCCGCUCCUUCGGCGUCUCCAACGGCCUGUUCACAUCGCCCUACUUGGUUGAGCCUCGAGAUGCCAUCAAAAUCAAUGGCACUCCUGUUCAGCAAGACGUCUACAACGAUGUGAGACGCAAAAUUCUAGACGAUGAGCAGACCCGAUUGGCCCAGGAUGCUUCCCAGGAACAGCUGUCCAUCUUCGAGGUCACCACCCUGAUUGCUUUCGGGGUUUUUACGCAUGCCGACGUGCAGACGGGUAUAGUCGAGGUCGGUCUUGGCGGCAGACUCGACUCGACCAACGUUCUCAAGCGCAAAAAGGUGACCGUCAUCACCAAGAUCGGUCUCGACCACCAGGGAUUUCUCGGUAACACCUUGCCUGAGAUCGCAAAGGAGAAGGCCGGCAUCAUGAUGGCCGGCGUGCCGUGCGUCGUCGACGGCAGCAACCCGCCCGAGGUCCUCGAGGUUUUCCGAAAACACGCCGAAAGCCUCUCGGCGCCGCUGCACCUCACCACGAACCAGGCCGGCCUGCUGGAAACGCUCUACCGGUCCGAUCUAAUGCCGCACCAAGCCCAGAACAUGGCAUGCGCCAUCGCGGCUUUCCAGAUUGCUUAUCCCCAUCUGAACCUCUCUGCCGAGCAAGCCUUGCCCAUCCUGAAGGAUGUUAGUCACCUGGGGAGACUGUCAUGGCUGGAAAUCAGCAAGAAGCAUCCUUCACGGAAGGGCAAGCCGGUCCUCAUCGACGGUGCUCACAACCCGCAGUCUGCAGAGACGCUCUCUGAAUAUGUUGAGCGACGCCUGCGAGUUGCAGACAAGCCCGUCACUUGGAUCGUGUCAGUAUCCAAACAAGACGGGAAAGAUGCUGGAGGCAUGCUGCGCACGCUUUUGAGGCCCGGUGACAAUGUCGCCUGCGUACCAUUUUCGGGACGAGAGACCAUGCCCUGGGUCGAGCCUCUGCCUGUGGCCACCUUGCGAGACAUGGCAUCUGAAGCGGGUGCGAGGAAACUAUUCGAUGGAGAGGAGAACCUUGAGGCCGCCAUGAGAUGGGCCGUUGAAAAUGCCAACGAUGGCCCUAUUGUUGUAACAGGCAGUCUUUACUUGGUUGGAGAUGCAUACGGAGGUUAUGCGGCAAUCGACACGCAAAUUCACACUGCUUUUCAAUUGCCCAACAGCUACCUGCCCCCUCACCCCGGCUCGGCCAUGACAACCCCGUCCCAUCUAAUCGUCGUCUGCUGCCACGGCAUCUGGACCGGCGGCCCCACCAACGGCCAUGCCGAGUCGGAGUGGCUCAUCGCCGACUUCCAAACCGGCGAGACGCCGACCUUCAUCGAACACAUCAAGGCCGGUCUAACGGCACUGCGGGACGACCCGGCCGCCGUGCUCGUGUUUUCGGGAGGCCCGACCCGCAAAGAAACACCCCUCUCCGAAGCCCAAAGCUACGCCGCCCUCGCCCGCUCAAACGCCUACUUCGCCAUCUUCCCCGCAGACCACCAGCCCGACCUCACUACCCGCAUCCUCGAGGACUCCCAGGCCCUGGACUCGUACCACAACAUCCUCCACUCCCUCAUCCUCUUCUGGCGCACGCACUCGGCCUGGCCCCGGAAGAUGACCGUCGUAAGCCACGCCUUCAAGCGCCCGCGCAUCGUCGACGGCCACUGCGCCGCCAUCAGCUUCCCCCUCGACCGCGUGCACUUCCUGGGCAUCGAUCCGCCGGGCAUGCAAGCCGCCAGCGCCACCGCCGCGGACAAGACGGACGGGCACGGCGACGGAGGCGACAAGGAGAAGACGGGCGCCGCCGCGGGCGUGCAACGCGCCGUGGAUGAAUGGACGGAGGAUCCGCACGGCGUCGGAGCAAGCUUGGCCGGCAAGAGACGCGCGAGGAACCCCUGGGGAGUGGAGGACGGCUUAUUCAAAAGCGAUGAAGAAAGAAGUAGAAGUGGUGUCGUCACCAGGAUAGUAAACGGCCACGAGGCGCUCGUAGAAGACGCAAAAAGGCCAUGGGCUUAG